AUGACUGAUGCAGAAGCUGAGGUCGCACUCCCGACGAUCAACAGAAAACCAGGCCUUCAGAUAUGGACCAUAGAGAAAAUGAAGAUGGUGGCUGUUCCUGAAAGGGCCUAUGGGAGCUUCUUUGAAGGGGACUGUUACAUCAUCAUAAACAACAAGAAAACCCGGACUGGAUUUUCCACCGACCUGCACUACUGGAUCGGCCGUGAUUCCUCGCAAGACGAGCAGGGAGCAGCGGCUUUCUAUGUGACUCAGCUGGAUGACGAACUUGGGGGGAACCCUGUGCAACACCGAGAGGUGCAAGGACACGAGUCGGAGACCUUUAAAAGUUAUUUCAAGAAUGGCAUCAUCUACAAGAAGGGAGGAGUUGCGUCAGGGUUCAAACAUGUGGAGACCAAUGUGUACAAUAUCAAACGUCUCCUUCACAUCAAAGGGAAGAAGCACGUGGCGGCUACGGAGGUAGAUCUUACGUGGGACAGUUUCAAUAAAGGAGACGCCUUCCUGUUGGAUCUUGGCAAGGUGUUGAUCCAGUGGAACGGGCCCUUGUGCAACGUUACAGAGAAAUCGAGGGCAAUGGCUUUGGCACGGAGCAUCCGGGACGGAGAGCGAGGCGGGCGUGCUCAGAUCGGCAUCAUUGACAACGAAAAAGACUGCCCGGAGCUCAUGCAGAUCAUGAGAGCUGCACUCGGCGAACGGCACCGAGAUCUCAGAGAGGCGAUGCCCGAUGCUAAAGCUGAUGAGCUCCAGAAAGCCAACGUCCGUCUCUACCACGUUUAUGAAAAUGGGAAGGACCUGGUGGUUCAAGAAAUUGCUACACGGCCCCUUACACAGGACCUCUUGCAGCACGAGGACUGUCACAUUUUAGAUCAAGGAGGUUUUAAGAUUUACGUCUGGCGGGGAAAAGAUUCCAGCAAAGAAGAAAAGGCAGCAGCAUUCAGCCGAGCUGUGGGCUUCAUCCAAGCCAAAGGGUAUCCUCCCACCACAAAUGUAGAAGUCAUAAACGAUGGAGCAGAGUCAGCCAUGUUUAAACAGCUCUUCCAGAAGUGGACAGAAAAAUACGAGGCUCAAGGGCUCGGCAAGACCUACAACGUUGGCAAGAUCGCCAAGGUGGAUCAGCUGAAAUUUGACAUCACUGAGCUGCACGCGAGACCAGAAUUAGCCGCCGAGGAGAGAAUGGCAGAUGAUGCCUCCGGAAAAGUCGAGGUGUGGAGGAUUGAAGAUCUAGAAAUGACCCCUGUCAGUCCCAGGAGCUACGGGCAAUUCUAUGGUGGAGACUGUUACCUCAUCCUGUACACCUACACAAAAUCAGGCAAACCUCAUUAUAUUAUCUACAUGUGGCUUGGCCGCCACGCUUCUGUGGAUGAAAUAACAGCAUGUGCUCUCCAUGCUGUGGAGCUGGACAAGAAAUACGGUGACGAGCCAGUGCAGGUUCGCGUGACGAUGGGGAAGGAGCCACGGCACUUCCUGGCCAUCUUCAAGGGGAGUUUGAUCAUUUAUGAGGGUGGCACAGGGCGCAGCCAGCCAAGUGAGCCGCAGCAAGCUGUCCGGCUCUUCCAAGUGAGGGGCACGGAUGAAUUCAACACCAAAACCAUUGAGGUUCCAGCCCGAGCCUCCUCCCUCAACUCCAACGAUGUCUUCCUUCUCAAGACCAACCAAGUCUGCUAUCUGUGGUGUGGAAAGGGCUGCAGUGGGGACGAACGAGAGAUGGCAAAGCAGGUGGCUGACAUCAUUUCCAAAAGGGACAAGCAAACUGUUCUAGAGGGUCAGGAGCCAGCAGACUUCUGGCUCGCCCUUGGAGGAAAGGCUCCGUAUGCCAGCGACAAGAGGUUCCAAGAACAGACCACCCACUACCAGCCCCGCUUGUUUGAAUGCUCUAAUCAGACAGGGCGCUUCAUCAUGACAGAAAUUGUGGACUUUGGCCAGGAUGACUUGGAUGAGGAUGAUGUCAUGCUGCUGGACACCUGGGAAGAGGUUUUCCUCUGGAUCGGCAAAGCUGCUAACAACAACGAGAAGCAGGAGUCCAUUUCCUCAGCCAAGGAGUACUUGAAGACCCAUCCAGCGGGAAGAGACUUAGCAACACCCAUUGUCCUGGUGAAACAAGGCCACGAACCGCUGAACUUCACCGGGUGGUUCACAGCUUGGGAUCCGUAUAAGUGGAGUGAUGGCAAGUCUUAUGAAGAGAUGAAGCGUGGCUUAGGAGAUGUAUCUGCUAUCUCAGAGAUCACUGUGGAUCUUAAAAACGCCAACCUGAACAACAGAAAUGCGACUGGUAGCAAGCUGAAAACAAUCAGUCCAGCUGUUUCAGAGAGUGGAACAAGUCCGGAGGCGUCCCAACCUCACUCUCCCAUCAGCAACGUGAACGCCUGCAACAACAAGGCCCCGUCAUGCGCCGCCGGUGGGAAAGGCUCAUUCCCUAGAGACCUGCUGAUCAACAAGCUGUUGGAUGACCUUCCAGAAGGCGUGGACCCCACCAGAAAAGAGUGGUACUUGUCUGACGAGGAUUUUUACGACAUCUUUGGGAAAACCAAGGACGAAUUCUACCAGAUGCCCAAGUGGAAGCAGCAGAACGAGAAGAAACAACACGGACUCUUUUGAGAGGAAGGGGCAUCCCGGCUCUCCUCUCCUUCCUGCCAUUGCUUAGCAUUCAUCUGGGGCAACUCAGCAAGUGAGGGAGGAAGAGA
Messenger RNA from Varanus komodoensis (Komodo dragon), 2678 nucleotides. RefSeq names its product villin like (gene VILL). Gene Ontology annotation, cellular component: actin cytoskeleton; cytoplasm. Gene Ontology annotation, biological process: barbed-end actin filament capping; actin filament severing; actin polymerization or depolymerization. Gene Ontology annotation, molecular function: phosphatidylinositol-4,5-bisphosphate binding; actin filament binding. Lineage: Eukaryota; Metazoa; Chordata; Lepidosauria; Squamata; Varanidae. The record is from RefSeq and is a predicted model, not a curated record. Bases 1 to 2592 code for a protein of 863 amino acids. The transcript has 19 exons.